UAAUCAGUCCCCGGGCCCAAAGAUCUGUCAGUGUGGCAGCAGAGACGCCAAGGAAGAUGCCGCAAUGAGCACAUUCUUAGAUUUCUCGGCCAUAAGUGGUGGUGGAGAUGGAGGUGGCGGGGGCUCGUGCUCAGUCAGAGCGUUUCAUGGCGACCACGGACUUUCAACAUUCCAGUCGUCGUGUGCUGUUAGGGUAAAUAGCUGCAGUGGGGACGAGCGGUACAUGUCCAGUAGAUCAUCACAAGACGCAAUUAACCCUCAGCCACAUCAAGUCGGCUCGUACCAGUCCCCCGGGACUCUGUCAAUUAGGCCUACCUACAGCGCCCAUCCAAGUUACGCGACUCAAAGUUUUUGCGCCGGAUACAGUCACUAUGCCCUAAAUCAGGAUGUGGACUCGUCUGUGAGCGUUCCCCAGUGCAGCCCCUUAGUUUACUCUGGAAAUAUUUCCUCCACGGUUGUGCAGCACCGUCACCAUCGCCAUGGUAACAGUAGCGGAAACGUUCACCUCCACGGCCAGUUCCAGUACGCCACAUAUGGUAAUAGUUCGGAUCAGGCAAACCUUACGUUUGUGGCGGGCUGCUCAAAUCCGCUAUCCCCUCUGCAUGUGGCUCAUCACGAAGCAUGCUGUUCACCUCUAUCAGAUGGCGUGUCAACAGGGCAGACAUUUGACUGGAUGAAGGUUAAACGGAACCCGCCAAAAACAGGGAAAGCUGGAGAGUAUGGAUUUGGUGGGCAGCCAAAUACUGUACGCACAAAUUUUACUACAAAACAGCUGACAGAGCUUGAAAAAGAGUUUCAUUUCAAUAAGUACUUGACUCGCGCAAGGCGGGUGGAGAUCGCGGCUGCGCUUCAACUGAACGAGACUCAGGUGAAGAUCUGGUUCCAAAAUCGUCGUAUGAAGCAAAAGAAGAGAGAAAAGGAAGGUAUUUUGCCCAAAUCUCAGUCCAAAACGAAGGAUGGUCACGAAAAACAGGAGGAUGCAUCCGAAAAGUCGCUCUCCGCACCACCCACUCCCUCUCCAACUUCCCCGACCGUUGAUGCCUCCUCGAAUUAAAAGACUCGUUUCUUCUGCCAACCUGUUAAUGAUAUUGCAGUACUGUUAGUGACUCUCGUGUCAAGGUUAUUAUCAAAAUCAUCAUGUGACAUCAGUGAAAGUAUCAUACAGAGACCAGUGCACAUCUUACAGAUUUUGACCACUCAGUAUUUACAUUUGCUACUUUGUGUUAUUGAGAAAUGACUCUUAGUUGUCUUGGGCACCUUGUCAAGC
Molecule: messenger RNA, 1267 nt
Organism: Sinocyclocheilus anshuiensis
Lineage: Eukaryota; Metazoa; Chordata; Actinopteri; Cypriniformes; Cyprinidae
Product: homeobox protein Hox-A1a-like
Exons: 2
Coding region: 65-1054 (329 amino acids)
Biological process (GO): regulation of transcription by RNA polymerase II
Cellular component (GO): nucleus
Molecular function (GO): DNA-binding transcription factor activity, RNA polymerase II-specific; RNA polymerase II cis-regulatory region sequence-specific DNA binding
Source: RefSeq, a predicted model, not a curated record